This is a messenger RNA of Cyprinodon variegatus (sheepshead minnow), 2066 nucleotides long. It is a transcript of the gene sft2d1, whose product is annotated as SFT2 domain containing 1. Gene Ontology annotation, cellular component: membrane. Bases 172 to 654 code for a protein of 160 amino acids. Lineage: Eukaryota; Metazoa; Chordata; Actinopteri; Cyprinodontiformes; Cyprinodontidae. The transcript has 8 exons. Gene Ontology annotation, biological process: vesicle-mediated transport. The record is from RefSeq and is a predicted model, not a curated record.
GUAAACUGAUUCCAGGUCAGCCAGUCGCAGUGAAGACGUCCUGAAGCCAGGAAGUGUGGAGCAACUAAUGUCAGCGAUAGUAGUCAUUGAACACCAACGGACACUCUUUAGUCUGGACUGUUUUGGUGUCAUUAUUUCUUCUUAAACCUUUACGUGUUUGAGUUUUUGACGAUGGAUAAACUGCGACGUGUUCUGAGCGGCCGGGAAGACAAUGAAGAACUCGGGUUAACUGCACAGGUCCUUGAUGGCAGCUCUCUCAGCUUCAGCACCAGGGUGAAAUGGUUUGUCAUAUGCUUUGCUGUAGGCAUCCUGUUCUCCAUACUCGGCUCCGCACUGCUGUUCCUUCCUGGGGGGCUCAAGCUUUUUGCUGUCUUCUACACACUAGGAAAUAUUGCAGCUUUGUCCAGCACCUGUUUCUUGAUGGGACCCUUGAAACAGCUGAAGAAGAUGUUUGAACCCACAAGACUCAUAGCUACCAUUGUUAUGAUGCUGUGCCUUGUCUUAACACUUUGUGCAGCGUUUUGGUGGAAGAAAAAUGGAUUGGCCAUCAUCUUCUGUAUUCUACAGUUUUUGUCAAUGACCUGGUAUAGCAUCUCUUACAUUCCUUUUGCCAGAGAUGCAGUGAUGAAGUGCUUCACAACCUGCCUUAAUUAAAGCCCAGGAGGCUGCAAUUUGCUUUGCGGAAUGGUUCCAGUAUACAAAAAACUUGUAAAAUACAUUGUUUAUACACUUUUCCUUCAGUUUUCAUUGCUUUUUGCCUUAUAAUGUGAAUUCUUGUCUGUUUUUCGCUGAAGGUGUUUAAAUUUGGCCAGAAUGUAAUUGUAAAUCAGCCUUGUCUAUAAUCACUGCCUUUAAUAUUUAAUAUAUUUAGUAGAUGCUUGUGAUAUUCUUAUCCUUUCUGAAGAUUUUAUACAACUCUUGUUCAGGGAAAUUGGUUUGACUUAAUGCAAAAUGAAUUGUAAAAACAGCGCCUUAACAUGUCUCUGUAUUUAUGCCAAACACAUUCUUUCCAUUUUUUGAGCAGUAAUAAGCUUUCUGUUCUGUUUUUUUUUUUUUUUGUUUGUUUUGGAAUUUUAAAGUGAUGUAAGCAUGUUAGAUGCUAAUGCUUUGGGUUUUUUUUUUAAGAGUCAAUGCUUCACUGAUGAUGCACUGGUAUGCAUAGUGCCUACAUCUCUUUGAAAUGGCUAUUUUUUUCUUCUGCUAGAGAGAUUUAAAAGUGCUGCUUUUUUUUGUUCUGUCUGAUGGUUAAAGUGUGCAUUCUGCCACACGUUGAUCCCCCCACGCAAAAAUGUACAUUAAAGAAACGUUCUGUUUUAGAUGUGGUUUACUGCCAUAUGUAGGGAUGACCCAGUUAAUUACGCUUCCCUGAGCGUUGUGAUUUUGACAUGACCUAAUAACCCAGCUUGCAUUGUGCUGCCUGUGUUGCAUUGGCAUGUAGCCUUUGAGGAUGUGGUUGCCAUGACUACCUCCUCUGGAGGAUGCAAGGCUCCUUCCUACCCCCAUUUUCAGAGCAGAUGUUCACAUUUGUCAAGGUGUUUUUUUUUUUUCCCUGUGUGUUAAAUGGACCAACAGCUUAUAAAGCUUAACCUGACAAAGAUGAUUUAUCCACUCCAGGAUUCAGUCUAGAUUUGUCUAUAGUUUUAUUUAUCUUCCUGAUUAAUCACCUCCUUCCUUUUCUUAAACUUUAAUGCCCACAUAGCUGCUAGAUGUUUUUUUCUUGUGGUGGGAUUUCAUCCACACAAUCUCCCUUCAUUUGUGCAACUAAUUUGGCAGAGAUCCACCAAAUCCGUCAGAAUAAUGCAAAGGACAAAAUGAUUAUUGUUCGUUGAAUGUUGUGGGCUUUGCAUUUGUUUUCAUCUGCCGACUAUUUUUGGACUGUUCUGAAGUUUCUGGUUGAAGGGGAUGUGUUCUGACCUCUGCAAUCUGCUGGCGUUCCAGCUGUUUCCUCUAGUUUUUAAUCUGUGGUUAUGUCACAGAGAUGAGGGAACCCACACGCCUCUGCUUCCUCUUCAGAUUAGCGCUCCAAAUCUUCUUGUAAAGAUGAAUAAAUAACUUGGCCAAUGGUG